This is a messenger RNA of Symbiodinium sp. CCMP2592, 651 nucleotides long. Lineage: Eukaryota; Dinophyceae; Suessiales; Symbiodiniaceae. The record is from the annotation of a GenBank genome assembly.
AUGGCCGAGGAAGAGGAUGGCUGUGACCACCUCUACAAGGUCGUCCUUGUGGGAGACGCCACUGUAGGCAAGACUCAUUUGCUUUCGCGGUACGUGAAAGGUACGCUGCCGAAGGCUCCGACGGCCACGAUUGGUGUCGAGUUUGCCACACGCACCAUUCCACUGGCCGUGGGUGGAACCGUGAAGGCGCAGAUUUGGGACACCGCCGGGCAAGAGAGAUACCGAGCCAUCACCAGCUCACACUACCGUCGUGCUGUGGGAGCACUCUUAGUCUAUGAUGUGACCAGGAAUGCGACCUUCCAGAACUGUCUUAAAUGGCUGGAAGAGCUGCGACAAAAUGCAGAGGACAAUAUCAUCAUCAUGUUAGUUGGGAACAAGCUCGACUUGGUUGAGAAGGAUCCCACGGCGCGACAGGUGCACUAUGAUGCUGCGCUGGAGUUCGCUCGGGCGCACAAGCUCCUCUUCAAAGAGGCAAGUGCCGUCACGACUUACAACGUGAAACAUGUUUUCGAGCAGCUCCUUCAAGAGGUGUAUAACCAGGCGUCAAAGAACGCCAAAGAAAGACGCCGGGAGCCAGGCGGCAUCCAGAUCCAGCCGGGCGGCACAAUCCCGGUUCAGGAGGAGAACCCCUGUGGAAAUCAGGCUUGCUGA